CUAGUAGUGGUAAAUAUUAAUAAUUUUCUGGAUGCGAGUAUCAAGCGAUGCUGUGUGCACGCAGAGCGUUUUGGGUGUUGAAGGGUCUUGCAGAGCAGGACUCUCUCGGGUAGAGUUUGUUCUUGGCAUGGGAAGCACCAUCUGCCCCGCCUGAACUGAGCAUGACGCAGUAAAAACAGUGGUUAGCUCAAAGGAUACGUUUAUUUUUUUAAAGGGGAAAAAGAGGGCAAAAGGGGAAAAAAGCAAUACAUCCCUGUGUCUCUGACACCCUCUUUGCACUGUGUCCUCUCCCCUCUUCAUCCCCAUUUGUGGGCACCCCACUUUCUGCCCUUGACCCACUGGAGGGUAUUAAAAGCCCUCUGCGACCCAUAAAUGCCCCUUCUCACGCACUUUACUCGAGGGAAGGGGCAUUUUGCGGCUGGUGUCAAGGCAGGCAUGCAGAAGGUGAGAAGGUGCUUCGUACCAAGUCCCAAAGUGCUUUCCUCCCUGCGGGGAGUCUGGGCAGGCACAGAGCGCGGUGUCUUGGUCGGGUGUCCAGGGUUAUGAAAAAACGGAUUCUUGCAUGAUUUUUCAUCGGUUUCACGACUGAUAUUCGUAGACUUUUGUAUGAACAUACUGUUCACAGGCUUCAGGCAGAAAUGACGGGAUUAUUUGAACAAGCAGGUCUCCUCCUGCGAGCAAGGUGCCUGGGGGUAGAAAUGAUCUGAGCAGACCUCUCGGGGUUAGACCCUGGGGGUCGGCAGAGCAGGGGAGGGCUGGUCUCUCCCUGCUGUUGGGGUUCCUGCUGGGGUACCCCUUCCCGGGAGCAGGGAGGAGGGUUUCCGUCCCCUGCACACAGCAGCACAGCAGGAUGGGGACGGUUCCCCUGGCGCUGCCCCCCAGCUGGGGGAUGACACCCUGGUCCCUUUCCCCCCCGGCACACAGACCCUGCGGGAUGUCCUCUCCCCCCACGGCUCUGCCUGCUCCUGCUUUGUCUCCUGUGUGAUGGCAGAACGUUGCUGUGGGAGCCGACAACCCCCGGGCGAUGCCCGGUGCAGCGCGGCACUGCCAGCACCGCAGGUCCUGGGGGGGCCGAUAAGGUGGCGCAGGAGGGUGGCACUGGUGGCACUUUGCUGGCGUGUUCUCUCCCUGUUGCAUGUGCCCAGGCAGUGUCCAACUGGAUUUAUCACCAUGCUCCAGCACACCAGCCCGUGGGCACUAGAUUUUCUUGAGAAAAGGCAGAUGUAGGCAACUCAUCUAAUAAUGAAGAUUAUUCAUCCCUAUUCCAUUGAUAAAGUCCACAACUAAAGGGAGAAAGAGAUAUUAUCAGGCUGAAAAGCUCCCUCAGUCCCAACAUCCAGCUCUGGGGCCUCAGCACAGGAGAGACACGGAGCUGUUGCAGCGGGGCCAGAGGAGGCCCCAGAGAUGCUGGGAGGGCUGGAGCCCCUCUGCUGGGAGGACAGGCUGAGAGAGUUGGGGGGGUUCAGCCUGGAGAAGAGAAGGCUCCGCGAAGACCUUGGAGCCCCUUCCAGUCCCUCAAGGGGCUCCAGGAAAGCUGGGGAGGGACUCUGGAUGAGGGAGGGGAGCCAUGGGACGAGGGGGAAGGGGUUUCCACUGCAAGAGGGGAGACUGAGCUGAGAUCUCGGGCAGAAAUUCUUGGCUGUGAGGGCGGUGAGCCCCUGGCCCAGGUUGCCCAGAGAAGCUGUGGCUGCCCCAUCCCUGGAGGGGUUCAAGGCCAGGUUGGCCGGGGCUUGGAGCAAGCUGGGCUGGUGGGAGGUGUCCCUGCCCAGGGCAGGGGGUGGCACUGGAUGAUCUUUAAAGAUCUCUUCCAACCCACACUAAUCUAUGGCUCUAUGAUCCUAUUACUCUAUUUUCUUAAAUUGAUUUUCCUCCCUGUAUUUUCAGUAAAAGGCCAAGAAGACACUUAGCAAGAGGUUGUCCAUGGAGGAAGGCAAGCCCUGAUCUCUGGAGAGGAACUCGGUCAGCUCUUUGGCUCUUUUACCCGUAAAAUAAAUCAGGAGAGCCCCCUCCGUGCAGGGGCAUUGUUCCUGGGGAGGGUGCGUCACCCCCAGUGUGUUCGGGGGUGCCCCAGGGGAGCCAUUCACAUGAAGCCCAAACAUCUCCUCCUGCCAAAGGAGGCUGGGCACAGCCUGGCUGAACGUGGGGGAAAAUGUGAAAUGUGGCAGCCUUGUCAGGGCAGGUUCAGAAGGGGAAAGCCAUGGGCUCACCCCGGGCUGGACAUCCCUGAGCUGAGCUUUUGCUGCUUUUUGAGCCCACAGCAGAUCCUGCAGUGGCAAACCUUGUGUUCAAAACCUGUUUCUCCUGCCAUUUAUGGGAUGAAAGCAGAAACGGGAUGAAAAGGUCGAUCCUGUUUGAUACUUGCUCCCUCUCUAGCAGCACUGCAUCUGGCUGGUCCUUUUACAUCUGAGGGGAGAACUUUUGGGUGAGCUGCUUCUUCCUGCUCCAAAAGGGACAAGUAAACCAAGCAGGUCAAGCUCCGUCACAGGAGGAGGACAACAGGGUUAAUGCACGUUUCAGCUGCCAAGCCUGAGCACCCUCUGAACAGCUCCAGCAUCGCCCACAGCUCCUGGUGGUGCAAGGAGAGUGGAGUCCUCCUGCAGGGUGGGUAUCUGCAGGGUUUGCUGGUGGCAAACCCCUCUGGGUUGCUCUGCCAUGGGGUGAAUUUUGGCAGGGGCAUUCUUCAUUUCGCUGGCAGAGGUGAAGGCAAGGCAGAGUCCGGCAUUUGGGAGAGCCGAGGUGCAAGAAUCACCCCAGGCACAUGUGUUUGACCAUGAUGGACUAUCGCCCGGUGGCUUGUGCAGCCCUUUCUCUGGAAAGGGGCCCAUGUCUGCUCCACUACGGGGUCUGUGUCCUCCUACAGCUCGCAGCAAAGCCACCCGCCACCAUGGUGCACUGGUCAGCCGAAGAGAAGCAGCUCAUCGCCAGCGUCUGGAGCAAGGUCAAUGUGGAGGAAUGUGGUGCCGAGGCCCUGGCCAGGCUGCUGAUCGUCUACCCCUGGACCCAGAGGUUCUUCGCUUCCUUUGGGAACCUCUCUAGCCCCACCGCCAUCAUCGGCAACCCCAAGGUCCGUGCCCACGGCAGGAAAGUGCUCACCUCCUUUGGGGAAGCUGUGAAGAACCUGGACAACAUCAAGAACACCUACGCCAAGCUGUCCGAGCUGCACUGCGAGAAGCUGCACGUGGACCCCGAGAACUUCAGGCUCCUGGGAGACAUCCUCAUCAUUGUCCUGGCUUCCCACUUCGCCAGGGAUUUCACCCCUGCUUGCCAGUUUGCCUGGCAAAAGCUGGUCGGGGUGGUGGCUCACGCUCUGGCCCGCAAGUACCACUGAGCAUUCCAGGGCCGGUUGUGCGAGGAAGAGUCCCUGCUCCGCCACAAGCACCUCUGAGCAGAAGGAGAUGCCCUUUGGGUACUGACAGGCUGUAGCUACUGAAUAAAACGCCUCCCAGCACCGUGUCUGCAGAGUCUGCCUGCCUCUGGGCUGGGGAAGGUGGGGGCAGGGGAGUUCGUGCUGUCGAAUGCGAUGCCAUCCGCGCGUGGGUGUAUUUCUUGUUUCUAAGGGUUGUUGCAGACAGGGUUUCCCUAACUCGGCAGUGCUCUCUCAUGUGCGCUCCCUGCCAGUGCAUCUGCGGGGGGUCUGUGAGGAGAAAACCCGCCCAAAAGGGCCCUGACACCCCAGAGCGUUUCAAAGAGGGUCACAGGAACAACGAGGGAUUGCAAAGCAUCCAUAUCUGUUCUCCCGGCUCUACUUUA
Messenger RNA from Chroicocephalus ridibundus (black-headed gull), 3750 nucleotides. RefSeq names its product hemoglobin subunit epsilon. Lineage: Eukaryota; Metazoa; Chordata; Aves; Charadriiformes; Laridae. Gene Ontology annotation, biological process: oxygen transport; hydrogen peroxide catabolic process. Gene Ontology annotation, cellular component: blood microparticle; haptoglobin-hemoglobin complex; hemoglobin complex. Gene Ontology annotation, molecular function: haptoglobin binding; oxygen binding; oxygen carrier activity. Bases 2759 to 3328 code for a protein of 189 amino acids. The transcript has 4 exons. The record is from RefSeq and is a predicted model, not a curated record.